ACAGACCCGCACCGUCCGGCUCUUGCCCCACAGCCGGCGCCGAGCCGUUCCCCCAAAGGCGGGGCAGCCCCGGUGCGCUCACGUGGGGCUGGAUGCGGUGACGUCAUCCGCGCUCCCUUCCCUGGGAGGCGCGCGGGGGGAGCUGCCGGGGUGAAUGGGCGCGCGCCGAGGAGGAGCGCUUGCAGAAGAGGCAACUUUUGCAUCGCGCGCUUGGCGGCGCCGGUUCCGCUCUCCGCCGCUUCCAGUCCGAGCCGGCAGCAGCAGCAGCAGCAGCAGCUUCCAUGGGGUGUUGAAGACGUGUAAAGUUUGGAAGUCUGAAUGGAAUAAACAUGAAGAGCCUGAAAGCAAAGUUCAGGAAAAGUGAUGCCAAUGAAUGGAAUAAGAAUGACGACCGCCUCUUGCAAGCGGUGGAGAACGGUGACACGGAGAAAGUGGCAUCGUUGCUGGGUAAAAAGGGAGCCAGUGCCACCAAACUCGACAGCGAGGGCAAGACGGCUUUCCACCUGGCCGCCACAAAAGGGCACGGAGAAUGCCUUCGGGUUAUGAUAACUCAUGGGGUGGAUCUAGCAGCACAGGAUGGAGCAGGGCACAGCGCUUUACACCUUGCGGCCAAGAACAGCCACUCCGACUGCGUUAAGAGACUCCUUCAGGCUAAAUGUUCACCGGAGAGCACAGAUAGCACUGGGAAAACAGCUUUACACUAUGCAGCUGCAUGUGGCUGCCUUCAAAUUGCUCAACUCCUGUGCGAACACAAGUGUCCAAUUAAUGUCAAAGAUACGGAUGGGAGUAUACCUUUGCUGCUUGCGGUACAAAACGGUCAUGUUGAAGUAUGCAAAUAUCUUCUGGAACAUGGAGCUGAUAUCAAUUCCAGAGACAAAAAUGGAAGAACCAGUCUGAUGUUGGCAUGUGAAGAUGGAAACCUCAGCAUUGUGGAGGUCCUGAUCAGAAAAGGGGCAGACAUGAACUUGGUGGAUGCCCUUGGACACAAUGCCCUACAUUACUCCAAAGUCUCCGAAAAUGUGGGAAUCCAGAACCUACUUCAGUCAAAAAUUGUUCAAGAGGCUGAUACCAAGUCACCGACAAAGCCGAAGCAGCAUGAUCACGCCUCUAGAUUAAGUUCAGAAAGAAGUGGAACUCCAAAAAAACGCAAAGCCCCACCGCCUCCUCCUGUCAGCCCUAUCCAGCUUAGUGAUCUGUCCUCUUCACAUUCUACAACUUCCACCCCAGUACCUGGGAAAGGCCUGCCGUUUUUUGCUCAACAGGGAUCCAAGCAAGAGGAGAGCAGUGCAGUUCACGGUGACAGAAAGGACGUGAUGAGCGUUAGCACUACAGGCGCUGAUAGUUCACUGGACAUGAGUUCAGAGACAGACCAACAAGAACUGCUUCUACUGUUACAUGCAAAAGUUGCUUCUUUAACCUUGCAUAAUAAGGAAUUGCAAGAAAAACUGCAGGUGAAAACAGUCAAAGUAGGAGAGAUGGAUAGCACACUGGAUUCUUUUCAUUCCACUCAAACAGAGUUUGAUCGUUCAACAGACAGGCUAAGUGAUGGUUCAUUGGUAGCUCAGGAGAAAAGUUGCACUUCCCCAAGCAAAAAGCAAGAGCAAGGAAGCAACAAUGAAGUUAAAAUUAAACAGCUGGAAGAUGACUUGAAGGAAGUGCGGAAGAAACUAGACAGCUCAGAAGCGAAAAGGCGGCACUUGGAGAAUCAGCUUCAUUCUGGAGCGCUGGAAGGUGGCCACUUACUAAACAGCUCAGAGAUCUCUGAAAAUGGCUCAGACCUUAAUCAGAAAUUGAAAGAGACUCAAAGCAAGUACGAAGAAGCUAUGAAGGAGGUGCUGAGUGUCCAGAGGCAAAUGAAACUGGGCCUGGUUGCUUCAGAAAGCAAAGAGGCUGAUCUGCAGGAGUUCAGCGUGACAUGCGAAGAGAUCGAACUCCUGAAGGAAGAGGUGAGGAAAGCACUAGAAGAUGGAGAGAGACUCAGGGCAAGAGUGAGAGAGUUAGAGGCAAAGCUGGAAGAGAGCGAGAACAAAAUGGCCGGCACAGUGUCAGCUGAACAAUGCGAGGAGAUGAAAAACUCCUACUGCUUGGUCAUUGAGAACAUCAACCAAGAGAAGGCAUUGCUAAUCGAAAAGUACAAGGAGGGUCAGGAGGAAAUCAGAAGGCUCCAGGAGAAACUGAAGAGUCUGAUGGAACUAGAGUGCAGUGAGGAAGGAGAGGAGAUGAGAGAGGCAAAGAACAGCAUCAUCAGUGAACUCACGAGACAAGUUGAUGAGCUUUCUCGGCUGUACCAGGAAGCCCAGGCAGAACUUGAAGACAUCAGAAAGAGGAGUGUCCCAGAAGAGGCCAAUGCAGGAUCCAUACCACUGGACGAACAUGAAAAAAUGAUGGAGGCCACGGUCUUUCAGAGAGAGCAAGCAGAGAAUGCCUUGUUGGAAAUGAAGGCUCAGUAUGCCAAGGCGCUGAAUGAAGCGACUCACCUCCAGAGCCUUGUGGAGGCCCAGAAGAAGAACUCUGUCUCCAUCACUGAGCAUCUCCAGGUGGUCACUGCCCUCAGGACUUCAGUGAAGGAAACGGGAGAAGAAAUUAGCAGGCUCAGAGAGCUCCUGCUUCUCAAGGAGAGCGAGGUGCAGCGUCUGCAGAGGGAGCUGUUAGAAGAGGAGGCAGCGGUGUGCGAAGCCAUGGUGCCCAGAGUUCUUUAUGAAGAGCUGCGGUCUUCGACGGAAGGCGAAGUCAACAGCUUAUCAGCGAAACUGAAGGACAUGAUGAACGAGCAAGAGAGCUUGUCUGCAGAUCUCUUGCAGUUAAGGAAAGAGUUUGCACAAGUGAAAGGGGAGAAAGACAGCCUUCGCACUCUCCUUGAAGCUAAGGAGCAAGAAAUCAAAGGGCUGCUUCAUCAGUACCAGCAAGCCCAAGAAGACCUGCUUGAAAUGAAAAAGGCUUCGGAGAGUUCCUCCAAAAUAGAAGAGGAUAAGGAUAAAAAGAUCAAUGACAUGUCUAAGGAAGUUUCUAAAUUAAAGGAAGCGCUGAACAGCCUCUCCCAACUUUCCUACUCGACUGGUACCCCGAAAAGGCAAAGCCAGCAGCUGGAGGUCCUGCAACAGCAAGUCAAGCAGCUACAAAACCAGCUCAUUGAAACCAAGAAGCAACACCAGGAGAUAGUAUCUGUUUACAGGACCCAUCUCCUCUAUGCUGUUCAGGGCCAAAUGGAUGAAGAUGUCCAGAAAGUGCUGAAGCAGAUAUUAACCAUGUGCAAAAGCCAGUCGCAGAAGAAAAAUGAAACUGUCUUUGUUGAUCCCUGAGGUGCUGCUGCCUUGUUUGGAAAUUCGCCUUAAAACGAAAUUUCUUCGGCAAACCCCUUGCCAGGAACUUUCGUCGGUCUCUGCCCCUCCUCUUAUUUCGUUUUCAUGCCCCAUGAGCUAAAACACCAUUCCUUUUUCCCCCUCAUUGCUCCCAUAAAGUUUCCAGAAUUUCUUUUCGGGGUGUGUUUCUCCAAAAAUUGCCAUGACUUUUAAAAUCAGGGGUGGUCAGAGUUUGACCUGCAGAAUUAGGAAGCAUCUCAGUGCUUUUUCCUGUUAUUCUGAAGGACUGGAGCAAACCAUGGAAGUUCCAGUAUGCCCAGUUGCACCGGGGGGCGGGGGCGGGCGCGGGCGGGGGGGUGUAGGGUAGAGGCGGAGUCUGAUUAUUCAGUUCCUGCUUAUCAAAACAGGGAGACUCCACUUUAUAUAUUUACAACCUGCAGAUGUUGGGUAUGAUAGAUGCAACUUCUGAUUUGUCAGUGAGACCUUUUUGGGCCUUUUUAACUGAAAGGAGGAAAAAGCCAAGUUUCUUAGGCAACCGGCAGGCUGAAGAGAGCCGCAGCGUGUCUUUAUCUUUACGUGGACCAUCAAUGCGUACCAAGCUAGGUAACACUAGGUAACAUAAAGUGUCGUCGUCUACUAAAUCCAAUAAACGAACUGCUAACUCAGCUAAAACCUCAGUUUCUGAACCCAGUAGUAGGUCAAGCUAUCUAUGCAAAUCCUCGCAGCACUGGUGGCCGUGGAGCUCAGGAGGAGAAAAACGAAAGUUUUGAAUAACCACCAAGGGAUCCGAACAGAAAAACUCGUGAUGUUUACAGUGAGCGCUGUUGUCUCACGGUUCCUAACCUCAUUUUUGUAAAAGAUCUUCUCGUCAAUAUAUUUUUACUGGCCCUCAGUUUUAGAAACGUUUUUUGUAACUAAAGCCAUUUGCUAUGUACCUUCCCUCCCACUUUCGCGAUGGGUGUUAUUAUCGAACGCUUCCGACUUGUUGCCUUUCUCGCUUACCCCAGCGUACCAGCAGUUGUGCAGGAUAUUGUUUCCCUACCUUGUCUAGACAAGACUGUUAAAGUAGCCCCAAUAAGGAAGGAUGAGGAACGGCUCCCUGUGCUCUGUUGUGUUUUGUUGUUGGUUUUUGAAUGCCAAAUGUUGCUGUAACAACUGGAAACACAAGAUGGUCUUGUAUUACCUGUGCUUCAUUUCACAGUGCUGGUUGCCACAUUAUUUAUGUACUUACGGGGCUGUGCACCUGGAAAUGAUUUCUCUUUCUAAAAGACGCCUAGCAGGAAAAGCAAAUGCUUGUUAUUAUUUGUGUGAUAUAUAGGCACACAUACCCAGGAAAAGCCCAGCAUUUACUAGCACAUUUUAGUACAGUCAUGUUUUAAUCCUGUCUCGCCUGCUGUUUUUCAUUGCAGAUUUACACUAUAUGCCAAUUUUGAAACCUGUUGUUUAAGUACUGUGGCCCCUCCCAAAGCAUUGUGAGAAUUGUAGAUUUCAGAAGACGCCAUGAAUUCUUAGACGGAAAAACUGCUCAAAACUAAAAAUCCCAGGGGCUAGCAAAAGUUUCUGGGUACAGGAGCAUUUCCAUAUUACAAAAAAUUCAAUGUUGAGAAUCUAAGAGCCUCAUUUAAAGCCUUUAAGGAAAACUGAAAAAUAAUCAGCAGAGGUACAGUACACAAAUUCUUGGUUUAUCAGAGCACCAUGGGAAAGAACACCUGAAUCAUAUGCGUGCCACACAGAUAUGCACUAAAGGGAAGGACUGUUGUGACUGGCAUAUCUCUUUACAUAGAGCACCCGCUCUAGUGCUGGUUUUAUGCCUACUGGCAGAGCUAAGGCUGCAGCAGAAGUUGCCAGUAUUCUGUAAGUAUCCAGACUUGGAACCGUACAGAAUCUCCAGUGCCUCAGGGUCACGGAUUCAUGCACUGCCUGCCUUUUUUAAAAACUGUGGCCACACCUAAAUAGAUUUCAUAGGAUUUCUUAGGCCUCGAUAUUUUUCUCUCCCUGGUUUUAACUAAUUCCUAUUAAUUUUGGACAGUAUUUUGUAGUUAGACGCCUUUUUCCUGAAAAAAAGAAAGAAAAGCUCCAAAGAAAUGUGAAAACUUUGCUGCAGCACUUACAGAAACAAUUUUUAACAAAUCUAAAGUAUGCCAAUAAAAUGCUGCCAAGUAUAAAACUUGAGGAACCAUUUUUGUCGAUUGCCUGACAAAAACCUUAGCUUUUUACCUUGUUUUACGUAUAUUUAUUACAGUUAUCAUUGUGAGACAUUGGAAAUUGUACGCUAUAGCUUAGUGACUGUCCUUUAUGUAAUUUUACAAAAGUUUCCUUAUUCAACAAAUAAAUGGUCUUUUUUUAAAAAAGAAAAAAGAAA
Messenger RNA from Sphaerodactylus townsendi, 5661 nucleotides. RefSeq names its product retinoic acid induced 14 (gene RAI14). The transcript has 18 exons. Gene Ontology annotation, molecular function: actin binding. The record is from RefSeq and is a predicted model, not a curated record. NCBI's taxonomy places the organism in Eukaryota, Metazoa, Chordata, Lepidosauria, Squamata, Sphaerodactylidae. Bases 330 to 3299 code for a protein of 989 amino acids.